Molecule: messenger RNA, 432 nt
Organism: Didymosphaeria variabile
Lineage: Eukaryota; Fungi; Ascomycota; Dothideomycetes; Pleosporales; Didymosphaeriaceae
Exons: 2
Coding region: 1-432 (143 amino acids)
Biological process (GO): endosome organization
Cellular component (GO): BLOC-1 complex
Source: RefSeq, a predicted model, not a curated record
AUGUCCACCUCCAUCCCCGACAACCAACUGGGCCUCUCGCAGAGCGAAGUCCAGCUCCUCCGCCAGCACCAGCAGAUAGCCCUUUCGCAGCAGGGCAGCUCCUCCUCGCGCGCCGCGUCCCAUGCAUCCAGCCAGGGCCGUCUCCUCCUGGAUCCCACAAGCCUGCAGGCGCUCAGCGCCCACUUUGACCGUCUGAUGUACUCGAUCCAGCAGCGCUGGCACUAUCUCAACCAGCAGACGCAGACGGCUACGACGCUCCAGUCCAACCGCGCCGGCCACGCUAUCCAGGAUGCCGAUGCCGAAAUCGCGCGCUUCCGGGCCAUCCUGCGCGAAAUCGACGAGCUCCAGGUCGAAUUCGACAAGGUGCGGCGCAUCGGCGAGAUAGUAAAGGGCUUCAAGGCGCGCGUUCGGCGUCUUGAACGUCGCAUUUAG